Molecule: messenger RNA, 2310 nt
Organism: Phytomonas sp. Hart1
Lineage: Eukaryota; Euglenozoa; Kinetoplastea; Trypanosomatida; Trypanosomatidae
Source: the annotation of a GenBank genome assembly
AUGGCCUCGGCCGAGCUCAACGCGAGCGCGGUGGAAGGCGAAGCGGUGUUGCCCUCGACGGGCUACUACGCCAUGUCCGCGCACGUCACGUCGUUUGUGAUUGUCUUCUCGACCGCGCUGGGGUUUGCCUUUGCGAUGUACUGGUGGUACGUCCUGUCCGACAUCAAGGUCGCCCCGGGGAAGGACCAGGGCCUGCGCAAUACCUACCUCACCGAUGAGGUGAUGCGGAAUGUCUAUGUGAUCUACAGCCGGAUCUCGAACGGCGCCACCGCCUUCCUGUUCGCCGAGUACCGCUACAUGGGGAUCUUCCUGGUGGGGUUUAGCAGCGUGAUUUACGUCCUGCUCGGCCUCGCGCUGUCCUCGCCGCAGCCCGGGGAGGCGGCGUCCGCGACGCCGUGGGUCAGCGCCGGGCUGUCGAUCUUCGCGCUCUUCAUGGGCGCCCUGACGUCGGUGCUGGCCGGGUGGAUUGGGAUGCGCAUCGCGGUCUACACCAACGCCCGCACGGCCAUCAUGGCCACCGCCGGCAGCGAGGACGGCGACCAGUCCCUCGGCUGCGCCCUCGGCUUCCAGACCGCCUUCCGCGGCGGCAUCACGAUGGGCUUCGGCCUCACCUCGAUCGGGCUCUUCUCGCUCUACCUUACUGUUCGGAUGAUCGGGGCGUACUUCGCCGACGCCGCGGCGACGCUGCCGGAGCAGUACGCCUGCAUCGCGGCCUUCGGGCUCGGGGGCUCGGCCAUCGCCUGCUUCGGCCGCGUCGGCGGCGGCAUCUUCACCAAGGCGGCCGACGUCGGGGCGGAUUUGGUCGGGAAGCUCGAGAAGAACAUCCCCGAGGACGACCCCCGCAACCCCGGCGUCAUCGCGGACUGCAUCGGCGACAACGUCGGGGACAUCGCGGGGAUGGGCUCGGACCUCUUCGGCAGCUUCGGCGAGGCCUCGUGCGCGGCGCUGGUCAUCGCGGCCGCCUCGCCCGAGCUCUCCGCCGCCUUCACGGCGAUGAUGUACCCGCUGCUGAUCACCGCGGCGGGGAUUCUGGUCUGCAUGGCCGUCGCCGGCCUCCGCGCGAGCGGCGCCGGGGUCCGCCGCAUCGACGACAUCGAGCCCGCCCUCAAGGCCCAGCUCCUGCAGGCCACCAUCGCCGCGAGCGUCGUGAUGGUCUACAUCACGGCCAUCGCCCUGCCCGCGCGGUUCAGCGUGGGCGGCCUUGAGACCGGGCGCUGGGGGGCGCUGGUCUGCGUGCUCGGCGGGCUCUGGACGGGCCUGCUGAUCGGCUACAUCACGGAGUACUUCACCUCGAACGCCUACCGCCCCGUGCAGGAGGUCGCCGAGUCCUGCGAGACCGGGGCGGCGACCAACAUCAUCUACGGCCUGGCCCUGGGCUACCUGUCCGUCGUCCCGUCCAUCCUCGCGAUGUGCGGGACGAUGUACGUCGCCUACCACUUCUGCGCGCUCUACGGCUUCGCCCUGGCGGCGCUGGGGAUCCUCUCGACGAUGUCGAUCGUCCUCACGAUCGACGCCUACGGGCCGAUCUCGGACAACGCCGGGGGGAUCGCGGAGAUGUCCCACAUGGGCCACGAGAUCCGCGAGGUCACCGACGCCCUCGACGCGGCGGGCAACACGACGGCGGCGAUCGGCAAGGGCUUCGCGAUCAGCUCGGCGGCCUUUGUCGGGCUCGCGCUCUACGGGGCCUACCUCUCGCGGGUCGCCAUCCCGGUCGUCAACAUCCUCGACGCGCGGGUCCUGCCGGGGCUGCUCUUUGGCGCGAUGCUGCCCUAUUGGUUCUCCGCGAUGACGGUCCGCUCGGUCGGGGUCGCGGCGAUGGCCAUGGUGAACGACAUCCGCCGCCAAUUCCAGGACCCCGACGUCGCCGAGGGCCGCAGCGAGCCCGACUACGAGAGCUGCGUCGCCAUCGCAACGACGUCGGCCCUCCAGCAGAUGAUCGCCCCGGCCACCCUGGUGAUGUUGAGCCCCCUUGUGGUGGGCAUCCUCUUCGGCAAGUUCACCGUGGCGGGCAUGCUGCCCGGGUCCAUCGUCUCGGGCGUCCAGCUGGCCCUCUCCGCCUCCAACUCGGGCGGGGCCUGGGAUAACGCAAAGAAGUACAUCGAGCAGGGCGGGCUGCGGGACAAGAAUAAGGGAAAGGGCUCCGCCCAGCACGCCGCCGCGGUGAUCGGGGAUACCGUCGGGGACCCGUUGAAGGACACUUCGGGGCCUUCGCUGAACAUCCUGAUCAAGCUCAUGGCUAUGAUCUCCGUCGUGACCGCGCCGGUGGUGCAGUCGAAGAUGGGUGGGCUCGUCUUUAGGAUUUUCGAGUGA